GAAGAGUCUAGAGGUCGAGGGGGUGCUGCUAGCAGGGAGCCUGUGCAGAGGAAGAGGCUAGAGACCCGAAAGAGAGGAAUAAAAUGGAAGGCACGUUGAGCAGACUGGAAGUCCGCACUCCAGUUUUUGACAAGAAAACGGAAACGUAUUCUGUGGAGAAGGAAAGACGUCGGAUGCGUGUCCAUGAGAACUUCAGAGACCCCGCCUUGGAGAGUGAACAGCCUCACAGAACGAAGAGUAAGCACAAGAGAAAAGAUCGCCAGUUUCCCGCUUCUCCUCGAGAACAAUCGGAACCCAGUGAUGGGACUGAAAAGGCCUCUCCCACAGCCAAAAAGAGGAAAAAGGGGAGGUCAUCGGGGGCGCAGGGCGACGCGGGCAUCGUGUACGUCAUGGUGGAUAAAGAAAACAUUGAGGACACGCCGAAGGGUGUUAGGAAGGACGUCGACAUCGUCUACAUUGACGUGAGCAAGGAGCGGGCAUCGGCCAAGGAGCCCGGAGCCCGGCCACGGCACGCAGUUGCCAAGCGACGUGGAAACGAGCCGGAAGAAGCACAUCAUGAGGUCAGGAAGGAAAAGAAGCGCCGGAAGGAAGCUGCGUCCUGCGAUGAUGAUGAUGAUGCUGGGCAAGGGGGCCGUGGCGCCAGCGCCGGCCUGCCUCAGCCGCAGCCGCAGCCCCGUCCCCUGCUUCCCGUGCCCAGCGAAGGCCCGGGCGCGCCACCGCUGGGGGCCGCCCGAGAAAGGAAGUCCAAGAAAAGAAAGAGGGAGACUUCCCACAGCCAGGAGUCCGAGCGUCCUGAGACCGGGGGCUCCGAGGGCCGGCAAGCGGCCCACGACGCAGGCGCUUCGGAAGGCAGGGGGGAACCCCGAAAGUUAAAGAAAAGGGCCAGGAAAAGGAGGCGAAGGUCUGCUGGCGACAGUGCCCCCUCGCCGGGCGGCGGUUGUUCGGGCCGCCCCGUGAGCUGUGAGCGCCCGGACGUGCCCCCCGAUCCACCGGAAGGUCGCGGCUCCUUGGCUGAGGACGGCGCGGCAGCCCGGCCGCCAGAGGAGCAGACGCAGGCGCGCUCGGGGGAGGCGCAGAGGUCAGGACCUGCCGAUAAAGACAGCGGCUUGGAAUCAUCGGCGAAAGACUCCGAGGCGCCGUGUUUGUCUGAAGACUCGAGAGACUCGGACGCAGCUGACGUGGACGUGGACGUGGACGUGGACCUGGACGCCGCCGUGCGGCAGCUCCGCGAGUUCAUCCCCCGCAUCGGGGACAGGGCCGCCACCACGAUUAAGCGCAUGUACCGCGACGACCUGGGGCGGUUUAAGGAGUUCAAGGCGCAGGGUGUCGCCAUUAGGUUCGGCAAGUUUUCUGUGAAGGAAAACAAGCAGUUAGAGAAAAACGUGCAGGAGUUUCUGGCCCUGUCGGGAAUUGAGAGUGCGGACAAGCUGCUGUACACGGACAGGUACCCGGAGGAGAAAGCCGUGAUCACCGACUUGAAGAGAAAACACGCCUUCCGCCUGCACAUCGGUAAGGGCAUCGCGCGGCCCUGGAAACUCGUGUACUACCGGGCGAAGAAGAUGUUCGACGUCAACAAUUACAAGGGCAGGUACAGCAAAGAGGACACCAAGAAGCUAAAGAUAUACCACUCCCUGCACGGCAACGACUGGAAGAAGAUCGGGGACCUGGUGUCCCGAAGCAGCCUCUCUGUCGCCCUGAAGUACUCCCAGAUCAGCAGCGAAAGGAACCACGGCGCCUGGAGUAAGACGGAAACCCAGAAGCUAAUCAAGGCUGUGGAGGAAGUGAUUCUGAAGAAAAUGUCUCCCCAGGACCUAAAAGAGGUAGAUUCUAAGCUGCAGGAAAACCCCGAAGGCUGCCUGUCGAUUGUCCGGGAGAAACUCUACAAGGGCAUAUCUUGGGUGGAAGUCGAGGCGAAAGUAGAGACCAGGAAUUGGAUGCAGUGUAAAAGUAAGUGGACGGAGAUCCUGACCAAGAGGAUGACCAACGGUCGGGACGUCUACCGGGGAGUCAACGCGCUGCAGGCCAAGGUCAACCUGAUCGAGAGACUGUAUGAAAUAAACGUGGAAGACGCUAAUGAAAUAGACUGGGAAGAUCUUGCCAGCGCCAUCGGGGACGUUCCUCCGUCUUACGUGCAAAGUAAGUUUUACAAGCUGAAGGCCACCUGUGUUCCCCUCUGGCAGAAGAAGACCUUCCCAGAGAUCAUAGACUACCUGUAUGAGACGAGCCUGCCCCUGCUCAAGGAGAAGCUGGAGAAGAAGAUGGAGGAGAGAGGCCGGGAGCUGCAGACCCCCGCGGCACCGAAGCAGGUCUUCCUGUUCCAAGACAUCUUCCGCUGUGACGAGGACAGCGACGGGGAGGAUGGAGCUGGGGGGAGCUAAGGGGGUGCCGGGCGCUUCUCGCCCUCUCUCUGCGCUUGGUCGUGUUUGCUUACGUGUGCCAGCGAAGCUGUUCCCAGUGUGGGCAGUUUGAGAAGACACAGAGGGCGCAGACGCGACAGCGGGGGUUGUGGAGCUUUGGGAACGGACGUCACCAGGUUCAAGUUUGCCUGGAAAGGAAGAGGAGCACGGGCGUUGAUUUCACACUCCGGUCACGUUGACAACGACGGCAGCUGACGCUGCUUCUGGAACCACAGAACCCCAAGUCCCCUAGCAACGGAGGGUGGCCGCGUCCUGUAAACACUUCCUUGCCAGGGGGCCGCUGUGCGCGUCCCAGCACGGUGAGAGCGCCCCAGCUCCGGGGGCUCGCCCGUUGCGCUUCCGGCCCCGCCCCGCUGCUGAGGCCGCGCUCUGGCUCUCGGCGACCACGUGUAGGUGAGCGUCAGCGGGAAGUGGUGGGCGCGGCGUUUCCUCGGCUGCUUUCAGUUCCUGCCCGAGUGGCGCCCGUGCAGCUCGUCUGCCCGGGCAGCCUCCCGGUGGGCAAGUGGGUGAGCUCUUCUCACAGGACGCCCUCUCCGAGCCAGUCUUGGAACCCGCCUGGAGGCCGCCCGCGGGGGAGAAGCCCGCACCGUCUUCCAUUCUUCCAGAGAAACUGGCUCUUAGACGGGGAAGCUGCGGUGCGGGUCUCGUGCACCCUCGGGCCCCCGGGAGUCGCAAGGGCUCCCCUGUCGGUCAGGAAAGCAACACACUUCAGGUGCUGCAGGCAGGGAGGGACUCCUGUGGGGUCCGGGCGCCGGCGGGUGCUCCCCCGGGAACUCUGGGCUGCCUGGAGUUCAUGCCGCUCUGUCCCUUCUCGGUCCUUCUCCGCCACGCCGCCUCAGCCAGAACAUGUGUCUCCCAUGGGCAGCCCCUGAGCAGGACCCAGCUGGGCAGGGAAGCCGCGUUCCAGGCUCCUCGCCGCAGCGGCACGAGGCAGCGAGUGUACAGGAGGGACAGUGGGGGUAAGCCACGUCCCGUGCACAGUGACGCCCCUGUCUGCGCCAGGGUGCAGCCCCAAUGUCCCCCAAGUGUUCUCCCCAUCAUCACUUGAGUUACAUCACACUGUGACGUUGGUUAACUCUCUACAAAGCUAGACAUUUUCCCAAACCGGCCAUGGCUGAGGAAGGGAGAACACAGACAAACCAGCCUCAGGGUCCCGGGUCCCCAGACUCUCCCCAGAACCCCAAACAGCACUGUGCAAAUGCAGGCACUCAAUAAAUACUCAGUGAGCAAAAGUGUUUUCUUUUUAGAAAGCGUUUUGCCUUCUGUCACUCCUCUCUCAAACACGCCAGCCUCCGUGCGCAUGGGGAUGUGAAUUGUGUGUUCCUUUGGCAAACAGUCUGGUGAGAUGCCGCGGACCUUUGAGAAUGUACGUAUUCUGUGAUCCAGGAGUUUCACCUCCAGAACCUAAUGAAGUACUAGAACCAGUAUAUGAGAAUGGCACCUUUACCAUGUGAAAAACAGACAAAAAAUGUAAAUGUUUCUUAAUAGGAAACUUGUUAAGUAACAGUAUAUUCCUAGAAUGGAAUAUUAUGCAAUAAUGUUAAAUGCUGACAGAUUUGGUUAACACAAAAAGAGGUGAACAGUAUUGUCAACUGAGAUAUUUCAGAAGAGUUUAUAUAUUUUCUCAAUUUUGUAAAAUAAGAAAAUGAAAUGUGUGUAUAUCGGUAUAUUAAAAUAUGUGGGAAGCAUCGAA
This is a messenger RNA of Phyllostomus hastatus (greater spear-nosed bat), 4110 nucleotides long. RefSeq names its product transcription termination factor 1 (gene TTF1). The coding region runs from base 84 to 2378 and encodes 764 amino acids. The transcript is spliced from 11 exons. Lineage: Eukaryota; Metazoa; Chordata; Mammalia; Chiroptera; Phyllostomidae. The record is from RefSeq and is a predicted model, not a curated record.